Molecule: messenger RNA, 5694 nt
Organism: Strigops habroptila (Kakapo)
Lineage: Eukaryota; Metazoa; Chordata; Aves; Psittaciformes; Psittacidae
Gene: EFR3B
Product: EFR3 homolog B
Exons: 23
Coding region: 408-2948 (846 amino acids)
Biological process (GO): protein localization to plasma membrane
Cellular component (GO): plasma membrane
Source: RefSeq, a predicted model, not a curated record
GCAUCCCUGGAUGCUGUUUUGGGGUCGGCUCCGACCUGCUGAACCUCCCCCCAUUGUUAGCGCUGCCCACAAACAACCGAUGCUUCGUGAGCCCAGCGGGAGAGCUUUGGGCUCAAGGGACCUUGAAAAGCUGCCCCCAUUCCCUCGAAAUUCCCAGCUCCGCGGCCACCCCCGCGUACCGGUGCAGACGCGGGCAGAGCAAAGCCAGCGCCGUUCCCAGCUGCCAUCGGAGCCGCCUCGGUGACUCAGCAGCCGUGCUGAAAGCUCCCUUAUUUAUUUAAACGGCUGCUCCCGCUCGGCUGAGCAUCUCCUGCAGGGAUGCUGCCGCUGGGCCGGCCCCGGCCGCCGCUCGGCGAGGAGGAGAGCGGUACCCGGCACCCCGAGCCCCCCGGUUCGCUCCGGACGCGAUGGCUCUGACUACCUGGGCUCUCGGCCCCGCGCUGCGGCUCUGUGCCGCCGGCCCCGUCUGCUCCUGGGAGAUGCUGCACGUGGCCGGAGCAGGCGUGUGUGGCUGCUGCGGCGCCCUGCGUCCUCGCUACAAAAGACUUGUUGACAACAUCUUCCCUGAGGACCCAGAGGAUGGGCUGGUGAAGACCAACAUGGAGAAGCUGACAUUUUAUGCCCUAUCUGCUCCAGAGAAACUGGAUCGCAUUGGUGCCUACCUCUCCGAGCGGCUCAUCCGAGAUGUGAGCCGGCACCGAUAUGGGUAUGUGUGUAUUGCCAUGGAGGCCCUGGACCAGCUCCUCAUGGCCUGCCACUGCCAGAGCAUCAACCUCUUCGUGGAGAGCUUCCUGAAGAUGGUGGCAAAGCUGCUGGAGUCAGAGAAGCCCAACUUGCAGAUCUUGGGGACCAACUCGUUUGUGAAGUUUGCCAACAUAGAAGAGGACACUCCAUCUUAUCACCGCAGCUAUGACUUCUUUGUCUCCCGCUUCAGUGAGAUGUGCCACUCCAGCCAUGAUGACCUGGACAUCCGAACAAAGAUCCGGAUGUCUGGCAUUAAAGGCCUACAAGGAGUGGUGAGAAAGACGGUGAAUGACGAGCUCCAAGCCAACAUCUGGGACCCACAGCACAUGGACAAAAUCGUGCCCUCACUGCUCUUCAACUUACAGCACGUGGAGGAGUCUGAAAGCCGCUCCCCCUCCCCGCUGCAAGCCACUGAGAAGGAGAAGGAGAGUCCUACGGAGCUGGCGGAGAGGUGUCUGCGGGAGCUGCUGGGCCGAGCGGCAUACGGCAACAUCAAGAACGCCAUCAAACCCGUCCUCAUCCACCUGGAUAACCACUCGCUCUGGGAGCCGAAGAUCUUUGCCACGUGCUGCUUCAGGAUCAUCAUGUAUUCAAUUCAGCCACAGCACUCCCACCUCGUGAUCCAGCAGCUCCUGGGACACCUGGAUGCCAACAGCAAGAGCGCAGCCACUGUGCGCGCAGGCAUCGUGGAGGUCCUCUCGGAGGCAGCAGUGAUCGCGGCCUCCGGAUCUGUUGGCCCCACGGUGCUGGAGGUGUUUAACACCCUGCUGAGACAGCUACGGCUCAGCAUUGACUAUGCGCUGACGGGGAGCUAUGACUGCGGUGCUGGAGUCAGCACCAAGAUCAUCAAAGAGCAUGAGGAGAGGAUGUUCCAGGAGGCCGUCAUUAAAACCAUAGGGUCUUUUGCCAGCACGCUGCCCACCUACCAGCAGUCUGAGGUGAUGGUCUUCAUCAUGAAUAAGGUGCCACUACCCUCCACGCAGCAGUCCAUCGAUGCUGGCAAAGCUGGGGAGAACCGGAAUCGGCUGACACAGAUAAUGCUCCUGAAGUCCCUUCUCCAGGUGUCUGUGGGCUUCCAGUGCAGUAACAUGCUCACAGCACUUCCCAGCGUUUUCCUGGACAGGCUGCUCUCUGCAGCCCUCAUGGAGGAUGCUGAGAUCCGCCUCUUUGUCCUCGAGAUCCUCAUCAGCUUCAUCGAUCGCCAUGGGAACCGGCAGAAAUUCUCCACCAUCAGCACCAUCAGCGACAUCUCAGUCUUGAAGCUGAAAGUGGACAAGUGCUCGCGCCAAGAUACUGUCUUCAUGAAGAAGCACGGCCAACAGCUCUACCGGCAUAUCUACCUGAUCUGCAAGGAGGAGAACAACGUGCAGGCUCACUAUGAGGCUCUUUACAGCAUGCUGAUGCUCAUUAGCAUUGAGCUGGCUAAUGAAGAGGUCAUGGUGGACCUCAUCCGCCUGGUGCUGGCAGUACAGGAGAUUGCCCAGAUCAACGAGGAUAACUUGACAGCAUACAACCGCUGCGCACUCUUUGCCCUCGGUGCGGCUUACCUGAACCUCAUCAGCCAGCUCACCACCGUGCCCACCUUCUGCCAGCACAUCCAUGAGGUCAUCCAGAUGCGGCAGAAGGAAGCUCCCUAUAUGCUCCCUGAAGACGUGUUUGUGGAGAGACCCAGGUUGAGCAAGAGCCUUGACCGCCUGGGCCCAGAGGUCUUCUUCUGGCAGAGCAAGAUCAGUGAGGUGCUGGGGGGCAGUGGCUACAACUCAGACCGGCUCAGCACACCCUAUGUUCCCCAGCUGACAGAUGAAGAUCGCUUGUCCAAGAGGAAGAGCAUUGGCGAGACUAUUUCCCUGCAGGUCGAGGUGGAGUCGAGGAACAGUCCUGAGCGAGAGCAGAGAGCACCAGCAGAAGAAAUCACGUACGAGACGCUAAAGAAGGCAAUAGUAGAUAGUGUCGCCGUGGAGGAGCAGGAGCGGGAACGGAGGCGGCAAGUGGUGGAGAAAUUCCAGAAAGCCCCGUUCGAGGAGAUCGCUGCCCACUGCGGUGCCCGGGCGACGCUGCUGCAGAGCAAACUCAACCAGAUCUUCGAGAUCACCAUACGGCCCCCACCAAGCCCCUCCGGCACCAUCACAGCUGCCUAUGGCCAGCCCCAAAACCACUCCAUCCCGGUGUACGAGAUGAAGUUCCCGGACCUGUGCGUGUACUGAAGGUGGCCGUGCUGGUAGGGCAGAGCCACCACUGCACAGCUCGCACCAAAGGACCUCUCGGGGAGAGACUGCUGACCCUGUGGGGAGCACAUCCUCCUGCAGGACGGGUGGGGACAUGGACACUGAGGCCACCCCUCAGAUUCGUUGGCACCACAAACCCGUCUCCCGUACUUGAUUCUGUGUCCAUGUUUCACAGCAGUUGGUGGUGCAGGAGGCACAGCGGUGCGGGGAGGUGGGUAUUCGCUGUGACCUCCAUCGCUGGUUUCGUUUUUUGGGAAGGGCAGAGGAGAUGCUCUGGCUCCCAGCAGAGCGCGUUGUUCAUGUACAUCUUCCUAGCAUAAAGCAAACCUGUUCUCUGGGGAAUCCCUCCCCACAUUGUUUGUCGGCCACGUUGAGAGCCCCUGGCGAGGGCCAGGGCUGAAACUGGAGGGCGGGAGACUGUAAAAGGUAGGAGCGGGGCUGGGGUCCAGCGUGCUGGAGCCAGGGGCAGCCACAAAACCAAAACCUGCCCGAGCUGGUGCUUGAGUCAGGUGCUAGAGGGGAUGCACUUCCUACAUCCAGCUCCUGGCCUGUGGGCCUGCACCUUCCCCUGCUCCCCUCAGCACGUGGCUGAUUCCCCUGGGCACCUCACUGUGCCCUGAUGCCCUGGACAAAGGGCUUGCCCGGUGCAGCAUGAGGGUGACAAUUGUCCCAUCCUGGUGUGGGGACACACAGCAGCCUGGCUGGUCCCAGGUCACCUGAAAACACAAUUUCUUUGGGAAAACCCACCUCUUUUUUUUCUUUUUCCUGGCAAAAUCCACAAGAGCAGAGUCCCCCACCCUGGUCACGGGCAGGCUGCGCGUGAGGAGCCAGUGGGACUGGGGCACCUGGAGCAGUGGCACGAGGCAGGAGCAACCACCAUGCUGGGGAAUAUUAAACACAUUAACCCACUGUUUCCAUACUUUUGGGUUGUGUUUUCACAGUUUUGGGAUUCCUGUCUCAAACAAUUAUUGUUUUUAUUAGCGGAACACUUUGACAAAGCCCAGUCUUCAACCACCUGAGCCAUAAUCACAAAGACACCCUAGUGCUGAAAGAAAUAGCUGUGAUAAGAGGCGUUUUAGAGAGUCCCCUCUCCAGAUCCUGCAUCAUGCCUCUUCCUGUGCAAUAGGAUAAAACUGGAUAACUGGAUUUGGGCCCAGGGGGAGAUGAGGCUCCAGACUCUCUUUUUUGCUUUUGACACAUGUGGUUGAAAAUUCUGGGUCCUUUGAAAGCAAACCUGGAAGGUGAAGAUGGUAAGGAUGGGGUGGAAAGGCCACUUUGGGGGUAUUGAGUUGUUCAUAGGGUCUCUCUUCCUCUCAAAUGCCUUUCAAGUGUGGGUGCGUUAAGGCGAGCUUGGGCGCGCUUCGCAGUCGGACAGGCACUGCCUUGCAGUUUCAUCACCCUCCAAGCAGCCUUGGAGGGUCUCUGCUGCCAGCUCGGGCAGCCCCUUCCCCUCUGGCUGGACACGCUGCUUCUGCCUUUGCCACACAAAGAGACAAAGAAGGAUCUAAAGCUGGAGACGUGGGACCUGCUUCUGCAUGUGGCAGAGGGACAGCAGGUAAAUGCAGCUGCUUGGUUGCUUCAGGCACAACCUGUUUCUCCACCACCUCACUGUAGAUCUUCAAGCUGUUAUUUUAAGCUGUAAUUACACAUUACCAUCCCCUUUUCUUUCCUUAGUGGCAGAUACAGUUCACGAUUGCACUGAGGUCACCGCUUGUUUGUGUGGUCGUGCUGUAAUCCGGGUUUAGGAAAUGAUCUAGCUUAAAAGGACAGGAAAAAAACAGGGUUUAUUUUGGUCCCUAGGCUCCAUCACAGCACUGCCUGUGCCAGCCCGGUCCAGUGCCCACGGCUCUCCCCUUGCGUGUGCUUCUCCUUGGCAUCCCCAUGUGUAUCUGUCCCAUGUUCCUGAGCCCUUUUUCCUCCCUGGGUCAUGCCUGGUGCUGCUGAAGCCUGAGUUUUGGCUGGAGCAGGUUUUGGGGUGAGCAGCAGGAACAUAAAGCUGGCUGCUUUGCGGAAAAAAGUGUUUGCUCCUGUGGCUGUUCCCAUGGAAAGCACUAAAACUUCUAACAAAAAACAGCAGGAAAAGCAAUUAACCCCCAAAUUUGUGUCAGUGGGGAAAAAACACCCCUAAACCUCUUCAAAACCACAACAAAGGUGGGAAAAUGAGCACAAGGUUUGCUCGCACUGAAGGAAGGGAACCAAAGGAACACCACGGGGCACAUCUCGGGGUGCCCAUCAUCCUGAGGGGCAGAAAAUAUCCCUGGCCUCUGCUCUGGGGAUCUGUCCUGCGGGUUAUCCCUGCAGAGCAGCCUCCUGUCCCUCCACUCCCAAUGCUUGUCCCUUGCUCCACUGUGUGGGACCCUGCAGCAGGGCUGGGGCCAUCACCUCCUGGCUGGCUGCAUCCCCAGCAUGUCUCACCAUGUCCCCUCCAUGUUUUGGGACCGAAACUCCACCUGUAAAUGCCCCUCACCCAUGGUGUAAGUGACCUGUUUGUACAUCACGUUUAGUUUAGAUACUUGUGUACGUAUAGAUGACAAAGCAUAUUUCUAUAAAGUGGGCAGUUCCAGUGCACGUGUGCGUUUCCAUCUCUGUAUUUUGGAGCACUGUGGCGUUUCCGUGUGUAGCCAAGAGCAGGGGAGGAGAAGGCUGUUAUAAGGGCCGUCGAUAUUUUCAAACACACCAUCUUAAAUGCCCUUUUCCAAUAAAUGUUGAUGUUGCCACCUCUGGG